Messenger RNA from Phyllostomus hastatus (greater spear-nosed bat), 2274 nucleotides. RefSeq names its product GH3 domain containing (gene GHDC). Gene Ontology annotation, cellular component: cytoplasm. The transcript has 9 exons. The coding region runs from base 148 to 1764 and encodes 538 amino acids. Lineage: Eukaryota; Metazoa; Chordata; Mammalia; Chiroptera; Phyllostomidae. Gene Ontology annotation, molecular function: acid-amino acid ligase activity. The record is from RefSeq and is a predicted model, not a curated record.
CGGAUUUCCCUGUCUCGAGACCCGGCCCUUUAAAGCCACGGCUUCGUCUUUCUGGCCGGCCUGUGUAUUGAGAUCUAAGUGCUGAGGGGGGCCUGGAUGCUGGGAGCAGGCAUCAGGGGGCUGUGACAGCCCAGGAGCUGCCUGGAGAUGCUGCUGCUGUUCCCGCUGCUGCUGCUGCUGUUCCUGCUGCUGCUGCUGCUGCUGCUCCCGCUGCCACUGGCCAGGCUCCGGCAGCAGCGGUCCCCGGGGCCCGGGCUGUCCUGGCUUGCCUGCCUCCAGCACCGUGUGGCAUGGGGCGCCCUGUGCUGGGCAGCCGCCUGGCAGCGGCGGAGACUGGAGCAGAGCACGCUGCGUGCGGGCCAGAGCCAGCAGCAGGCCCUGAGGUGGUGUCUGCAGGGAGCGCCUGGCCCCCGCCGCCCGCUCAGGGGGAGCACAGAUAUGAGCGCCUUCCGGACUCAUCUCCCUCUGACCAAGGCCAGCCAAACCCAGGAGGAAGAAAGUGGGGAGCAGCUCCUGCCCCCUGCCUCAAAGCAGCACCGCGGGAAGGCCUCUCUGCAGGCCACCUUGCUGGGUCUGGCAGCCCUGAACAAGGCCCACCCAGAGGUGCUGGUCCCGGGAGGCACAGCCUGCCUGACUCCUACAUCCCCCUGGCCCAGCCCCCUCCCCUGGCCUUGGCGGGUCCCCAGCCCGGGGAGCACCCCUGGAGCCAAGGACCCUGGGGCCCUGCUUCUGGAAGCACUGAGGUCCCCGGGGCUGCGGGCACUGGAAGCCGGGACGGCAGUCGAACUCCUGGACGUCUUCUCGGGCCUGGGAGCCAAUGGCGAAGAGCUGGCCGAGGCGCUGGCUGCCGGGGGCCCGGGAGCGCCCCUCCCCUGGCGGGCAGCUGAGCUGCGGGAAGCCCUGGAGCAGGGACCCCGAGGCCUGGCCCUGCGGCUCUGGCCGCAGCUGCAGGUGGUGGUGACUCUGGACGCGGGAGGCCAGGCCGAGGCUGUGGCUGCCCUGCGGGCCUUGUGGUGCCGAGGACUCGCCUUCUUCUCGCCUGCGUAUGCUGCCUCCGGAGGGGUGGUGGGCCUGAACCUAUGGCCAGAGCAGCCUGGUGGGCUCUACCUCCUGCCCCCUGGCGCUCCCUUGAUUGAGCUGCUCCCGGUCCGGGAAGGAGGCCAGGAAGAGGCUGCCACCACCGUCCUGCUGGCCGAGGCCCAGAAGGGCGAGGAGUAUGAGCUGGUGCUGACUGACCACACCAGCCUUACCAGGUGCCGUCUGGGCGAUGUGGUGCGGGUGGUUGGCGCCUACAAUCAGUGCCCCGUCGUCAGGUUCAUCCGCAGGCUGAGCCAGACGCUGAGUGUGCGAGGAGAAGACAUCAGUGAGGAUAUGUUCUCUGAGGCCCUGGGCCGGGCGGUGGGACAGUGGCCAGGGGCCACGCUCUUGGACCACAGCUGUGUGGAGAGCAGCAUUCUGGAUUCCUCCGGGGGCUCCGCUCCCCACUAUGAGGUGUUUGUGGCCCUGAGGGGGCUGAGAAACCUGUCUGAGGAAAAUCGAGACAAGCUGGACCACUGCCUCCAGGAAGCCUAUCCCCGCUACAAGUCCCUGCGGUUCCGGGGCAGCGUGGGCCCUGCCCGGGUCCAGCUGGUGGGGCCCGAGGCCUUCCGAGAGCUCCGGGCGGCCCUGGCGGCCUCUCCCUCGUCGCCCUUCCCGCCCGAGAUGCCCCGGGUCCUCAGGCACAGGCGCCUGGCCCAGCUCCUGCAGAGGAGAGUGUUGUCCUGAGCCGAGGCCCGCCCACUGCCCCCCCCCCACCCCCAGAAGCUGCCUCUCUCUCUCCUCUGGGGCUUCCCUAGACGGGGAGCCCUUGGCCAGGGUCUCUGACUCUGUCACCUGUCAGUUGCUCGUCAGAGCUGCUGGGCCUUAGGGAGGUCUGACCUGGUCAGCCAGGUCUGGAGAGGUGACCUCGGGGUGUGCCAGACACCAGCAGCGCCCUGCCCGGAGACCCCGGAGCCCACCCUGGAGGAAGCUGCCGGAGAGUUCCCACACAUGCCGGGCUGCAAGUGCUGGGAGUUAACGUUCCCAGGAGCGACCUUCAGUUGGCCAGGAGCAGGAGCUGUGAAUGCCGACCCCAGCUUCACUGUCCUGCAGUGAGACGAUUCUGAAGCGUGUUCUGCGCCAGCUGCCCACGGGUCACGGUUAACACAGUUCUUAUGCUUUCCUCCCGUCCUUCCCAUCCCCACUGCCUUACGUGUUUUCUGGGAUCAGCUCCCAAAUAAACCUCUUGCACCCAGA